Molecule: messenger RNA, 2031 nt
Organism: Oenanthe melanoleuca
Lineage: Eukaryota; Metazoa; Chordata; Aves; Passeriformes; Muscicapidae
Gene: ARL9
Product: ADP ribosylation factor like GTPase 9
Molecular function (GO): GTP binding; GTPase activity
Source: RefSeq, a predicted model, not a curated record
AAGGCUGACUCGUGGCACAGCUGGAGCCCUGUCCCGGGUACCCAGUGUCCUGACGGCUGCGCCGCAGCUGGGCGCGCAGCCAGAGGCAAGCUGGGGACAAAUCCCUCGGGGAUGAGAGCCGAGGUGGGGAGAGGGGGGAGUGUAGCAGCAGGUGUGCGGAAACCGCGGCCUCCCUGUACCAGCGAGAAGCCGCCCGCGUGUUGCCAGCCUGGCCCUGGGCGCCCGGCUGGCGGCGGGAGCAGCGCUCGGGGCUGCGUGGGGGCGCUCUCCGUGCGCGGUGCGGCUGCGCGGUGUCCGGUGCCCGUGGCCGUGGCCGUGGCCGGAGCGGUGCCCGCGGCCGGAACGGCGAUGGGCUCCCGCCUGCGGGUCGCCGCGCUCGGGGCGGCGCUAGCCCUGGCGGGCGGCACGGUCGUGGCGCUCCGGGCCUGGGUCCGCCUGCGGAGCCGUGUCGCGCUGCCCGCCCGUUCUGUAGCCGCCGCUGCUGCCGCCGAUCAGGGUAAAGGACACAGUAAGCAGAUCCUGGUACUGGGCCUGGAUGGGGCUGGGAAGACUAGCAUUCUCCACUCUCUGGCAACUAACCACGUCAAGCGCAGCAUGGCUUCCACCGAGGGCUUCAAUGCAAUCUGCAUCAACACCGAAGAGUCCCAAAUGGAGUUUCUGGAAAUCGGGGGCAGUGAAUCUCUGCGUUCAUACUGGAAGAUGUACUUGCCCAAAGUGCUGUUGCUGGUCUAUGUCGUGGACUCGGCUGAUCAUGCCCGACUGCCUAUGGCAAAACAGCUGCUUCAUCAACUAAUCCAGAAUAACUCCACCCUGCCUGUGGUAGUUCUGGCCAACAAGCAGGACCUUGAAGGUGCAUAUUGCAUCACUGAUAUUCACGAUGCUCUGGCUCUGUCCGAUAUCGGGGACGAAAGGAAGAUGUUCUUGAUUGGUACCCAUGUGGCAGAAGAUGGCUCUGAGAUCUCUUCCGGCAUGAAGGAUGCCAAGGAGCUGAUAGGGCAGCUGGUUUUGGAAACAUAGUAACAGCUCUUUUCUUACAACAUGGUGUUUGCAGCUGAGGGAGAGCAACUGUUAGUAUAUGGUCAGUUUGCUAUGUGGCAACUGAAAUGUACAGAUAUGCAGUCCUGGUGGGUAUGAAAUUCGUCUGAAAGUGGUAUCUAGUUGGUAAGAAAAUCUUAAUUUAUAGUGGUUUGAAAAUACAUUUGAGAAGUAGUCUAUUUUUAGUGUGUUUGUAGGAGAAAAAUAGUCUGUCUCUCAGGCAGCAGAUUUAUGGGGAAAUAUAGCUUAGAUGGGCUAGAUGCCUUCAUGUCAGGUGAGGAAUCAAGCACUGACUUCCAUGGGAGAAAGUUGCAUCCAGUGAAUAUAAUAUGGCUUGAUGUCUCAGGUUCAAGUGAAAUAUGUUUACUUCACAGAUUUUUUUACAGAACCAUUUUAACAGUGAUGUUCUGUUAAAAAUGAGACCUCACUUCUUGACAAUGUCAGAAAUUUAAAGUGCUGCAAUUAGUAUUUUUGACAGUGACAAUUCUUGUUGUUGUGUUGGACCCAGUUAUGGAAGUGGCAAAUUGAUAAUCUCUGGAAAUUGGGUUGGUUACUGCUUCUUUAGUGGGUAAGAACACGAAAAUGAAAGCAGUAAUAUAUUAGGUGUUUCUUUGCCUACAGGCAAAAAACCAAAAUGGAGUAAUUUGAGGUAGUGACUGGAUGCUUUUCAGUUAAAUUGGCAGCAAAGGUGGGAGACUCAUCCAUCAGGUUGAGCAGCUUAGUUCAGCUUAGUCCGAGAUGUCCUCGAUCAAGCAGGCAGUCUUAGUUGUGAAAACCCUGUUGUUUCUUGGUAGUGAUUUGUGUUAGCACAGCAGGUUAGGAAGGUGACAAGUUGCUGAGGAGUGUCACUCUCCCAGUGUCCUCCUAAUUAUACUCAAAGCACACGACCCAAGAACAGGCCUGUAAAGGAGCUAUUUUGCACCCGCAUCUAUUGUACGAGGCUUUUAUAGUUUUGUCCUUUGUAACAGACGCAUAAAACAGAAAAUUCCACCCUAA